Messenger RNA from Bombyx mandarina (wild silkworm), 912 nucleotides. RefSeq names its product calcyclin-binding protein. Gene Ontology annotation, biological process: heart development. The record is from RefSeq and is a predicted model, not a curated record. Gene Ontology annotation, molecular function: ubiquitin protein ligase binding; S100 protein binding; tubulin binding. Gene Ontology annotation, cellular component: nucleus. NCBI's taxonomy places the organism in Eukaryota, Metazoa, Arthropoda, Insecta, Lepidoptera, Bombycidae.
UCGAGAUCACUGGCUUACUGCUAUAUUAUAAAUAAUCUAUGUUACUGGACUUCAAAAUAGCUGAUUAACGUGCAUAAAUUGUGAUUUCAAAAGAUUUGCACAUUUGCAUACAAACAAACUGUUCAUUUAUCAAAAUGUCAGAAGCAAAAAUACAAGAGAUAAGAAGCGAUAUCGAAGAGUUCAAUGAUCUGUUAAAGCAAGCUAAACGUAAGAAAGUACAGGAUUUACUCUCCUUGGAGAUCAGAAAACUUGAGACAGAACUAAUAACAUUAAAAGAAAAGGAAACUUUGACGCCCAUGGAAGUAUCACCAAUACCCACAACAAGUACAUCAGCUCCAGUGCAAAAGAAGUAUCAAGUCAAAUUGAAUGUAUAUGGUUGGGACCAGUCAGAUAAAUUUGUUAAGGUAUUUGUUGAACUAAAGAAUGUUCAUACACUACCAAAGGAACAGGUAUAUUGUAAAUUGACAGAUAAAUCAAUGGAGCUGCAUGUGGACAAUCUGGAAAAUAAAGAUUACUUGCUUGUUAUUAACAAGUUAUUGGAACCUAUAAAUGUGGCAGACAGUCAUUGGAAACAAAAAACAGAUAAGGUAGUGAUAUUCCUUGCAAAAUCUAAUCCAAACACAACAUGGUCUCAUAUGACUGAAAUUGAAAAAAAAUUUGAAGACCAACGUAAUAACCGCUUGAAACCUGCCGAAACUGACAAGAAAGAUCCACAAGAUUCCAUAAUGAGUCUCAUGAAGAAUAUGUAUGAAACUGGUGAUGAUGAAAUGAAGAGAAUGAUCUCCAAGGCUUGGUAUGAAGGACAGCAGCGUAAGAAAACUGAUAUAAUGGAUUUAUAAACUAAACUCAGCAUAAAUUCUGAAUUGUAUUCUGUUAAGCAGUAAAGAAAUCGUGUAUUAUUAAAAAGAUUCA